AGUGGCGUGUGGGGUUGUUUCGUUUUGUUUCGUUUCGUUUGGGACCUCUCGCACUUCUUGCAGCCGUUCACUCCCACAUCAAGUACUACUUUGAUACGCCAUAAUCCAACGGCGAUCAGAAAUUGGCGUCGGUCACAAGUCAGCCAACCGCAACUUGACACGCCGAGAAGCCCUUUCUCGGUGUCGCCGGUGCGGCAAGCGGCAAUCAUCCUUUUCCGUGUUGGGGAUAAUCGCGCGCUUAUGCUCGCUUACGGCGCAUCGCGAAGCACCUGCUCAACUGGUGCUAGUUCCAUGAUCGAGGUCGGCGAUGUCAAGAGCAGGCCCCCCGUCUUGUGAGUACGACUCCACAGUACGGCGAUGCAUCUGGAGAAUGGCCCCUUUGUGCGACGGGGAAUUCUUUCUCGAACGCGCUCCGGUUACGUAUCGGAGUUACACUGGCAGAAUCUUGAAAGCGCAUGUCUGCCAGAUUGCUGCCUUGGGGGCUAAGGCAAAAUCCAAGACAUCGUUCGAUUGGGGUUCCAUGGAUGAUUUUACUCUGACCACAAGAAGCAGUACUUCCGUACAUCAAGGAAGGUGCGUCUCAACUGCACAACUGCGUGCAGGGUUCCUUGGGGGCCGGAAGUCAACAACGAGGCUGGUGGGAGCACUCAAGAGGUGUGUGUGGCUUGAGCCUGAAUUGGACGCCAUGGUGCUGAGUGAGAUGCUGUUGACUCUCUCAUUGUUUUGGUUCAUUGAAUCUUCAGACGGUCGUCAGUUCCUCGGUUUCAGCCUUAUUGAAGUCGGCUUUGCUCUGUUGUUGGCCCGUCCCCCGGCCCCCCUCCCCAAUUCCGGUCAAACGUUGCAGGGAGAGGCAGUUGAUCCCCCAGUCCCAGCCAGACAUACUUCCGUACAUUUGUUUGUGAUGCGAAAGGAUCAGUCCGAAGCCUCGAUUGCGCCUUGGAAUUGGUCACUGGGGUUCCGGGUCACGGAUAUUGUCCGACCCGCGGCCUGCCGGUCGGCGGAUCUCGGAUUCGCCUCCGAUCCAUAGACUAAUCAUCUUGCGCAUGUUCCACUGCGCAAGCUUUCGAAUGCGAGCCAUGAUGUGAAGUGGCACUACUACUCCCUACCCAUCGGUCUUGCUCGACAACUCCUUGAAAAUCAGGCCACAUUUUGUUGAUCCAAUUUCUUUUGAGCCGAAUAAGGCUUCCCUACUACUCGGAUCCGACACAAAUACGUAACUGGCAAGGUUUGGCUUCCAGUCGUCAGAACCCCCGUCGAGCUUCAAACCUCCACCAAUUCUUCAGCCCCGGACCUCCAGGCACAGGAGAGUUCCCCCAAUCCUGCCGGAGCCUUGACCUGUUAGGGUCAUGUCCAACG
Messenger RNA from Parathielavia appendiculata, 1356 nucleotides. RefSeq lists its product as uncharacterized. The transcript has a single exon. The coding region runs from base 308 to 1027 and encodes 239 amino acids. The record is from RefSeq and is a predicted model, not a curated record. Lineage: Eukaryota; Fungi; Ascomycota; Sordariomycetes; Sordariales; Chaetomiaceae.